This is a messenger RNA of Brassica oleracea var. oleracea, 876 nucleotides long. Its product is annotated as suppressor protein SRP40. The record is from RefSeq and is a predicted model, not a curated record. The transcript has 2 exons. NCBI's taxonomy places the organism in Eukaryota, Viridiplantae, Streptophyta, Magnoliopsida, Brassicales, Brassicaceae. The coding region runs from base 23 to 661 and encodes 212 amino acids.
UUACUGUUUGCUACAAUUGGAUAUGAGCUCUGUUUGCGGUGGGUUUGAUUACAAAAAUGCAGAGUCCCACAUCUCUGCUUCCAGCCCCAAUAAAUGUUCUAAUAAUGGUUCGAAUCAUGUCUCCGUUACCGGAUCUGAAGAUGCUCAGGAGUCUGAUGGGGAUGAUAGUGGUAAUAUACACCAAUAUCUGAAUGAAGAAUCCAAAGACAUCACCGAACCGGUGAUCCCAGAGCCUUUAUUACCUCUCAAGUCUUCCGAUGAUGAAGGAGAAGACAAGAACCUUGCCAAGGACAUGCUCUCUGAGAGUCCACAGGUGAGUGCUGCUAUUGUCAUCCCAGCCAUUAAAGGCAGCCGAGAGAAGCAUGGCAAGUCCGUCGAGAAGCUGAGCGUGUCAUGGGCUGAAGAUGUGUAUGAUCCUCCACCUUCCAUCGUCUCUCACACGAGGAGCAAGAAACAGCAGCAACAUCAGAAAUCAAAGAGCAGUUUGAAAAAGAGUGGAAAGAAAGGACACAAGGGAAGCAGUAGUUCAUCAUCAUCAUCAUCAUCGUCAUCCCGUGGCAGCAAAGACAAGAAGUCGUCAUCUUCUUCUUCUCGCAGUAAACACAGUCGUGAUAAGUUUGGAUGGGCAACACAAAUGCCUAUUGCAGCCGCAUCUUCUUGAUCGUCGUCUAUGGCAUGACCAUCUCUACUUUGCUAUGUCUCCUCUCUCUUUCUCUCUCUCUCUCUCUCACUCGCUUUCUCACUUGUUUAUAUAUAUAUAAAUAAAAGCUAUGGUGUGAAAACUUUUCUCGAGUUUCAGAACGAUUUUUGUUUUUUGUUUUGUACGGAAUUGAGUUUGUUUUAAAGACGCUUUGUUUACUUGUCAAUUUUCUGCUU